Messenger RNA from Nannospalax galili (Upper Galilee mountains blind mole rat), 781 nucleotides. It is a transcript of the gene Bri3, whose product is annotated as brain protein I3. Lineage: Eukaryota; Metazoa; Chordata; Mammalia; Rodentia; Spalacidae. The coding region runs from base 152 to 529 and encodes 125 amino acids. The record is from RefSeq and is a predicted model, not a curated record. The transcript has 3 exons.
CAGGAGGGCGGGGAACCCUUGGCGCGCCCGCCCCGCCCGGCGCGCGCCUCACAGGGCUAAGCCGCCCCGGCCACCGCCGCCGCCAUCCCCCUCCGGGCCGAAGGAACCGAACCGGGCCGGAGCUGGCGGGCGCGCGGCCCUUAGGGCCGCCAUGGACCACAAGCCGCUGCUGCAGGAGCGACCACCCGCCUACAAUCUGGAGGCCGGCCAGGGCGACUACGCGUGUGGCCCGCACGGCUACGGGGCCAUCCCUACCGCGCCCCCGCCGCCGCCCUACCCUUACCUUGUUACAGGGAUCCCCACCAGCCACCCCCGGGUCUAUAACAUCCACAGUCGAACGGUCACCCGGUAUCCUGCCAACUCUAUCGUUGUGGUAGGCGGCUGCCCAGUCUGCAGGGUUGGUGUCCUGGAAUACUGCUUCACCUGCCUGGGCGUCUUCUUGGCCAUCGUCCUGUUUCCUUUUGGGUUCCUCUGCUGCUUUGCUUUGAGGAAGCGAAGAUGCCCCAACUGUGGAGCAGUCUUUACUUAAAGGGAACAAUACACCCAACUUUCCUACAUCCAGCUAUCUUUUCUAAUGUAAAUGUUGUGUACAAUAGUUUUAUUUGAUUAAGCUUCAGGACUGUUUUGUAACACAUGUGCAGUGGGAGCAGAGGUGGAAGGCAGCGACCCUGCUCCCUGAGGCUAAGGGCAACUCAAAGCACUGCUUCUAUUUUUUGCAGUCUUCAGUUUGAGAAUGGUGAGAAAUACUGUUUUAAAUAAAUGAGAUUCAUACCAUUUUGUA